GUUACUGGUCCGAAGAUAUUCUUGACUGUAGAGGAGAGGAAUUUAUAGAUGGAUAGAUAGAUAGAUAGAUAGAUAGAUAGAUAGAUAGAUAGUCAGUCGGCAGGGAUCUGCAAAGAGAAGAGUCAUGAGGGAGGAAAGAGCCCCUUCAGGACAAGGAGGCUACCGCUGUGUGAAUUAGAUGAGGAAACAAGAGGAACAAGAUCUGUUAACUCAGGAAGCAGGAGAGAGAGAGAGAGAAAGAGAAAGAAAAAAGAAGGGAGGGGAAGAAAGACAGAGGGGAAGAGUGCGUGGAGGAGAGAGAAAGAGAGAAAGAAGGAAGGUUGAGGGACAGGCCCAAGCCUGUCAGCAGCCUGAGGGGAACAAGAGGCCAUGGCGGUGCCUAUUGGCAGCAAGGAAGGGCCCAGUCAACCACUGCUGCUGUUUGGGGCUACCGAGGCCAUUGGCAGAGAGAGUCAGGAACUAACUGAAACAGGUGGUGAAACAUGUAAACUGUUUACAAGUUUCAUGCACUUUCUGGUAGGGGUGUGCACGGAUCAGGUUUUGUGUUCCAUUCCUAGCUCGGAACCAGGGGCAUAAGUUCCAUUGAGCAAGGGGGGACAAAUAUCUCUAGGCCCACAGGGCCUGGAGGGCCCCCCAAGUCCCCUUAGCCAGUCCCCCUUGCCUUGCCUGCUGGCUCCCUCUCCUGCUAGCCUUCCAGCUCUGACCAGAGUAGUGAAGCAGCCUGCAAAAUGCUGCAGCCCCUUCAGUCUCCACCUCUCAGCUGUUCAGCAGGUAGGGGCUUCCAGAGAGGCCUCUGUGAAGGCCUCCCUGAAGCCUGAGCUUAAGUGCCGGCAGGCAGGCAGCAAGGAAAGAAGAAAGGAAUGAAGCAGCGCUGGCUGCCCUUGCCCACCACAGGUCUGCCCAGCUUUUGACUCCUCAGGCUUAGUAAUGGAGGUUGUACACACAAAACCUGGCCAUCCAGCUAAAGCCAAAGGAGGCACAGCAGUCUGUCGUCGCCCCGCUUUCAUCCUAUCAAAUGAUCUGGGAAACAUUUGCAAAUCAAUCUGAGUCAGAGAGAGAUAUUUUCCUACAUGAUGUUUUCCCUAGUGGUUUUCUCUGGGGAACAUCAACAGGAUCAUUUAAUGUUGAAGGGGGCUGGGCAGAGGAUGGGAAAGGAGAGAGUAUUUGGGACCGAUUUGGGCAUGAAGGCCAUGUCCAUAUGAAGCAAACAGCAGAUGUUGCGUGUGAUAGCUACCACAAGAUAGAGUAUGAUACUUACCUGCUUAGAGGCCUUCAGCCAAACAUCUAUAAAUUUUCUAUAUCGUGGCCUAGGAUUUUUCACAAUGGGAGUAAGGAUAGCUUAAAUCCUCAAGGAGUGGAUUACUACAACAAGCUCAUAGACACCUUGCUAGAUUCUAACAUUGAACCUAUGGUGACCUUGUUCCAUUGGGACCUGCCACAAGCUCUGCAGGAUCUCGGUGGCUGGCAAAAUGAGAGCAUCAUAAAUGCCUUUGUAGAUUAUGCAUCUUUCUGCUUUGCCACUUUUGGGGAUCGGGUUAAAUUCUGGAUUACGUUCCAUGAACCUUGGGUCAUUAGCUAUGCUGGCUAUGGAACUGGACAGCACCCUCCAGGAAUUGCUGAUCCAGGAGAGGCAUCAUACCAGGUGGCUCAUGUUAUUCUCAAGGCUCAUGCUCGAGCCUGGCAUGUUUAUGACAUCCACUAUCGCCCCAAACAGCACGGGAAAGUGGGAAUUGUGUUGAAUUCAGACUGGGCUGAACCCAAGUCCCCAGGAAGUCCUGACGAUGUGAGAGCAGCAGAACUCUACUUGCAGUUCAUGUUGGGCUGGUUUGCUCACCCAAUCUUUGUCAACGGUGAUUACCCAGAUAUCCUGAAAUCCCAAAUCAAACAGAAGAACCAGGAAUGCUCUACCCCAAUCGCCAAACUUCCCAUGUUCAGUGAUGAUGAGAAGCUUUUGUUGAAUGGGACUGCUGACUUCUUUGGCCUUUCCCACUACACUUCUAGGUAUAUUAGUGCUUCCAUUAAUCAUUCCUGCACUCCAAGCUAUGAGAAUAUUGGGGACUUUUCCCAACACGUGGAUCCUUCUUGGCCCCAGACACCUGCACCUUGGCUCUAUGUAGUUCCCUGGGGACUGAGGAGACUGCUGCGGUUCGUGUCCCAAGAAUACACAGGAAGCAGGCUCCCAAUUUACAUAGCAGGGAAUGGCGCACCAACGGAUGAUGGAGGUGAUUUGAUCAAUGAUACUACAAGACUGGAUUACUACCGUCUCUAUAUCAAUGAAGCUUUAAAAGCUAUAAAACUAGAUGCCAUUGAUGUGCAGUCAUACAUUGCCCGAUCUUUGAUUGACGGCUUUGAAGGCUCAUCAGGUUAUAGCCAAAAGUUUGGCUUACACCAUGUGAAUUUUGAAAAUGCAAACAGACAAAGGACCCCAAAGGAAUCGGCAUAUCUCUUCUCCACUGUUAUAGAAAAUAAUGGAUUUCCUAGCAAUGUUACAAGGAAAUUUAUUCAGCCACUCAAAAAGGAUGUCUCCAUGUCCACAAAGUUACCUAGUUUACCAGCUUCUGACGUUCCUUCAAAGGCAAAGGUGGUUUGGGAAAAAUUUUCAACCCAGACUAAUUUUGAAAGAGACAUGUAUUUUUACGGCACUUUCCCAGAAGGUUUUCUGUGGGGUGUUUCCACUUCUGCCUACCAAACUGAAGGAGCUUGGGAUGCAGAUGGGAAAGGACCUAGCAUCUGGGAUAACUUUACUCAUAUCCCAGGGAAUAUUAACAACAAUGAUACAGGAGAUAUAGCUUGUGACAGUUACAAUAAAGUAGAUGAAGACCUUUAUUUACUGAGAGCUUUAAGGGUAAAUACCUAUCGCUUCUCCCUCUCAUGGCCUCGUAUUUUUCCAAAUGGAAGAAUUAAUUCCAUAAAUAGACAAGGUGUUGAUUAUUACAACCGAUUGAUUGAUGGUCUGCUUGCCCGAAAUAUCACCCCGAUGGUCACGCUCUACCACUGGGAUAUGCCCCAAGCUCUGCAAGACAUUGGUGGCUGGGAGAAUCCCAUAUUAAUUGAACUAUUUGAUAAUUUUGCAGACUUUUGUUUUCAGACAUUUGGAGACAGGGUCAAGUUCUGGGUUACUUUCAAUGAACCUAUUGCGAUUUCAUGGCUAGGCUAUGAUCUGGGAACGUUCCCCCCAAAUAUGAAAGAUGAUCCAGGUUAUACUGUCUAUAAGAUUACUCAUACAAUACUGAAAGCUCAUGCCAGAGUCUACCAUACCUAUGACCAGAAAUACAGACAGAGUCAGAAAGGUGUCAUUUCUUUGAGUCUUAACAUAGAUUGGGUUGAACCGAAGACACCGAAUGAUCCCCGGGAUGUGGAAACAGCUGAUCGUUACCUUCAGUUCAUGGCAGGGUGGUUUGCACAUCCGAUUUUUAAAAAUGGUGAUUACCCAGAGGCCAUGAAGUGGAAAGUAGGGAACAGGAGUGAGCUACAGAAGCUGCCAUCUUCCCGGCUACCUGUUUUCACAGAAGAGGAGAGAGAAUAUAUCAGGGGCACAGCAGAUGUCUUCUGCCUGAACUAUUAUACCUCCAAAAUUAUCACACACAAGACCACUAGGCUGAAACCAUACUCUUACGAGAACGACCAAGAACGAGAGCUGAAGACUGACCUUUCUUGGCCUACCUCAGCACUGGAUGGAAUGCGAGCAGUACCCUGGGGGCUGCGGAGGCUACUAAACUGGAUCAAAGAGGAAUAUGGCAAUCCUCCCAUUUAUAUUACUGAGAAUGGGGUUGGGAUCAAAACUAAAUCUGACGUGGAUGAUACCAGCAGGAUCUUUUACUACAAAACUCACAUUGAUGAAGCCUUGAAAGCCUACAACCUGGACGGGGUGAAUCUUCGAGGCUUUGUUGCUUGGUCUUUCAUGGAUAAUUUUGAAUGGUUGAGUGGUUACGAUCCAAGAUUCGGACUUCACCAGGUUGACUUUGACAAUCCAAACCGGCCACGAACCCCAAAACGUUCUGCUAUAUAUUUUGCUGAAAUCAUACACCAAAAUGGACUCCCGCAGCCAAAAGAGGAGGAGUUUCUUUAUGGGAAGUUUCCAGAGAACUUUUACUGGAGUGUGGCAUCUGCAGCAUAUCAGAUUGAAGGAGCCUGGAGAGCAGAUGGGAAAGGCCUCAGCAUUUGGGACCAGUUCGCUCAUACUCCUCUGAAAAUCAGCAAUGAUGAAAAUGGAGACAUUGCCUGUGACAGCUACCACAAGAUGGAGGCAGACUUGGCCAUUCUGAAAGAGCUCAAGGUGACUCAUUAUCGCUUCUCGAUUUCCUGGCCUCGCAUCCUCCCUGAUGGAACCACCCAACAUAUAAAUGAAGCUGGACUGAAAUACUAUGAAAGACUUGUUGAUGCUCUCCUCGCAGCUAAUAUCCAGCCUCAGGUAACUAUGUACCAUUGGGACCUUCCUCAGGCCCUUCAGAACACUGGAGGGUGGGAAAAUGAGACCAUAAUCCAGACAUUCAAAGACUAUGCAGAGCUCCUCUUUCAGAGGCUUGGAGAGAAGGUGAAAUUUUGGAUAACCUUGAAUGAGCCCUACUCCAUCUCUAAUAUUGGGCAUGGUUAUGGAGUAUCUGCUCCAGGAAUUUCUGCCAGACCAGGCCGUGCCCCUUACAUAGUGGGUCACAACCUAAUCAAGGCCCAUGCAGAAGUCUGGCAUCUCUACAAUGAAACAUACCGUUCCAAACAAGGAGGGCUGAUCUCUCUUGCCAUCAGCGCAGAGUGGGCUGAACCAAAGAACCCUUACAAGCAAGAAGACAUUGAUGCAGCCAGGCGACAUGUUCAGUUUUUUGCUGGUUGGUUUGCUCACCCUAUCUUCAAAAACGGAGACUAUAGUGAGGUGAUGAAGCAGAGGAUACGAGAGAGAAGCCAGGGCCAAUCGCGACUCCCUGUAUUUACUGAAAGUGAAAAGCAGAGGAUUAAAGGCACCUUUGAUUUCUUUGGUUUGAACCACUAUACCACAAUACUGGCAUCCAACUUAAAUUAUCCUGCUUUGAUUACAUCCUAUGAUGCCGACAGGGGGGUUGCUUCAAUAACAGACCGCAGCUGGUUGGGCUCUGGCUCCUUUUGGUUGAAGGUAACCCCUUUUGGCUUCAGGAGACUACUGAAGUGGAUUAAGGAAGAAUACAAUAAUCCACCUAUUUACGUCACUGAGAAUGGAAUUUCAGAACGUGUAGAUGGGGGCUUCCAUGAUAUCUGGCGAAUUCAUUACUUAAAGAAUUACAUCAAUGAAGCUUUAAAAGGAGUUGUACUUGAUGGCAUUGAUCUGCGAGGCUACACAGUAUGGAGCUUGAUGGACAAUUUUGAAUGGGCAGUGGGAUUUGCUGAAAGAUUUGGAUUGUAUUUUACCAACUACACAGACCCAAAUCUGUCCAGGAUUCCAAAGGAGUCUUCAAAAUACUACACAUCUAUCAUCCGGUGUAAUGGCUUUCCAGAUCCAGCAUCUGGACCCCAUUUGUGUCUAGAUCCACAACCUGAAAGCACUGGUGGUACUCCUGCACCAACUAGCAGCGCCAUUUGGCCUACACACGAUGCCACCACGGAGAAAGUGGAAUUCUUGGGACUGAACUUGACUUCAUCUCAUGCAGAAGUAGCCCUUUAUGUGAUGUUUGCACUAUUACUGGUGGCUGUACUGGGCCUUGCUAUUUUCUCAUGUGUAUACAGGAAGGUGGCCAAAAAGGCCCACAACCAAUUUUUAAACUAAAGUAAAAAUGUGAAUUGCAGUAUGUCUUGACUUGCCCUCUGAAGUCAUUGAACUGCUGACUCACUGGAUGGUCACAGGUGCCAAAAACAAGUGACCAGAAUAUUAACAAUUAUUUGUGCAUGGGUUGGGGUACAUAACCAUCAGAACUUUUUCCCAAUUAGCAAAUCAGCUCUGAGCUCCUUUUGCCCAUGAGAUGAGUUGUGAGGAACAAUAUGAUCAGGAAUUAGGCAGUCAUGGAACCUUGUGUUAUGCCAAUACUGAACUUCAGACCUGUUCACCCCAAGUACUAGUUUGAAACAAAUACUGUGUGGCAUUCAAAGAACACAGAAAAUGUGAACCACAAGCAGCCUUCUGAACCAGACAGCAGGCUGCAGAUCUCUUUUUAGAUGUUCUGAAACUUUAGGGCUGGAUAUAUCAGUACCUGAUGGCAAACAGUUUCCUAAUACAGAUUUAGACUUAUGACUAAUAGGAAUAAUUGAGUUAUGCAAUAAGUACCAUAUGUUAUUUAUGGUAAGACUAGGUUUCCCCCCAGUGUCUGAUAUUAGAAAUCAGAGGGGUCAUCUUAAAUCCAGUCCUCUUCCUUUCAGGUAAAUAUAGGGAUAACCUGUAUUUAACCUCUAUCUUUGAGAGGGCAGUCAAAUUCAGAAUCUUUUUUUAUUCAGGUAAAUAUGGUAUAUGGUGGAACACAUGCUUAUACAUAUAUUUCACUAGAAAUUCAUUGCAGUUAAUACUUGCAUGCCUUUUCCAUUUUGAUGUAAAAUAUCCCAGUUACUAUGAAUUCCUUAUGUAAAUAAAAUUUGGGAAGUAGAA
This is a messenger RNA of Hemicordylus capensis (graceful crag lizard), 6541 nucleotides long. RefSeq names its product lactase (gene LCT). Gene Ontology annotation, biological process: carbohydrate metabolic process. The transcript is spliced from 13 exons. Bases 1016 to 5731 code for a protein of 1571 amino acids. Lineage: Eukaryota; Metazoa; Chordata; Lepidosauria; Squamata; Cordylidae. The record is from RefSeq and is a predicted model, not a curated record. Gene Ontology annotation, molecular function: lactase activity.